Messenger RNA from Rotaria socialis, 342 nucleotides. The record is from the annotation of a GenBank genome assembly. Lineage: Eukaryota; Metazoa; Rotifera; Eurotatoria; Philodinida; Philodinidae.
AUGAAAGGUUUUUUGCACAGCCAAGAUGGCUCUUAUGCGUUCCCUCUUGGUCCCAAAGUGACAACCAUUGGACGAGAAAAUUGUGACAUUAGCAUCAAUAAUAAUAAUGUUGAUAACCAACAUGCCUUAAUAGAAUUUGAUGAUGAACAGCGUUGCUUUAUUUUAAAAGACUUGAAUUCGUCAACAGGUACUUACGUACAUGAUUGCCGUGUUCAAAACGCAGCUGUUCGGCUGAACAAUGAAGAUGUUAUAAGAUUUGGUUUUAAUGGUUUACCACUUGAGUUUAGAAUUGAACAACAACAGCAAGAGGCAUUCUACGAUAAUGUAUUAAAGAUAUCAUAG